Messenger RNA from Topomyia yanbarensis, 2361 nucleotides. Its product is annotated as arrestin domain-containing protein 3-like. The coding region runs from base 602 to 1816 and encodes 404 amino acids. Gene Ontology annotation, cellular component: cytoplasm. Lineage: Eukaryota; Metazoa; Arthropoda; Insecta; Diptera; Culicidae. The record is from RefSeq and is a predicted model, not a curated record. Gene Ontology annotation, biological process: protein transport. The transcript is spliced from 9 exons.
CCCGAGGUGAACGGACGUAUUUUUUCUGGAUAACAUACUAGUUGGUGCGCGCUUCCUGAAGAUUGUUGGUGGUUUCCGCUGUUCCAACAACGCAAAAAGGGCGCAAUACACACUGUUGGCAACUAAAAAACGCUAAGUAGCUAUUAGUGUUUGUCAGUCCAAAUGGAUAGUAUUAUUUGCUUUAAUAUUGUGUUGUGAAUAGUAUGUGUAAGGAAGUGGAAAAACUGCUAGGGCAUCUGUCCAUCUAAUCGUUUAUGAAUAAAAGAUACAGUGAAAACGCUCUGAAGAGUUCAUUGAUUCUGGUACAUAUCGCUGGAUACGUUAAACGCGAUACUUCCGACGGAUCCCUGCUGCAGUUGCUGACGACUCAAAGACGAAUGGAUAGUUUUUCAAUGAGACAUGCUUUUACAAUUCGAAAUUCAUUGCCAAGAACCCUGAAACAAGCAACGAAAAACUUUUGGCCAUCCAGCGUGAUUGCAGUACCACUCAAACACAAAUAACUUCUGUGAAAGUACCGUUCAAGGAUAGGACAUUCAGCACAUACAAGCCGUGUAACUGUUAUUAUUGUAUACAUAGGCAUAGGAAAAGUGAACUACUCUAGAUGGAUUACAUAAAGGAGCUGGAUAUUCGACUCGACAAGGAACACUACUACGCAGGUGAAGUACUGUCGGGAAAGGUGAUUAUCCACACAACCGAGAGCUUCAAGCUGAAAUCUAUUCGCCUCCUGCUACGGGGAAAAGCCCACGUGGAGUGGAAAGUGUUCGUGUCGGGAGAUAAACGUACGGUGAAGGACGACCAACUGUACAUCGAUGAGCGGGCGGUGAUCUGGGGUGAACGGCCCAACGAAGGAUUAGAUGUGACUGUGCCGGUACUCAUACGUGGUCAACACCAGUUUCCGUUCCGUUUUAACAUCCCAGAAACGAACCUUCCCUGCAGCUUUGAGUCACGUGCCUGUUAUAUACGAUAUUUUGUUAAGGUUACCAUCGAUAUCCCGUAUGCUUCGCCACCGCAAGGAAUAAAGUAUUUUACCAUCGUGGGACCACAUAUCGACUGUAUGGACGAGCAAUAUCUGAAACCAAUCUCAGCUCAGGAUAAAAAAGUACGAUGCUGUUUCUGCUGUGCCAAAGGACCCGUCACACUGAGUUGCUGUCUAGAUCGGACGGCAUUCUGCUGUGGUGAGACACUAAAACUCAAAACCGUCAUCGACAACCAGGGGGAAGAAAGUGUGAAGCUGAAAGCACGCCUGAUGCAGUUUUGUGAGUUUUUCAUUGAACGAGGCGUACUCGGCGUAACGAAAGAGGUUCAACAUUUGGUGCUUGAGUACAAGGGUGAACUGCUAAUACCAAAGGACCAUCAGGACACCUGUGCCAGUUUAAGGAUACCAACGGUGCCUACGAGCCUAAUGGGCGUUAGUCGGUUGGUGCAGAUUUACUACACCCUUAUGAUAUGCUUGGAAUUUGAAAAUUCAGGAGAUGACCUACACAUCAAUUUCCCUAUCACCAUCGGUACGGUACCAUUUCGAAUACCAAACAGUAACUUGCAGCCCCACAUUGGAUACGAAGUUGCCAUCGAUCACGUUGAAGGAGGCAUCUACAUUGGACCGGAAUUUCUCUUGGGCGAGGUGUACGAUGGUUGCAAUGUUAGCGACAAUGAAUAUCGUGACCUUGCACCGCUGUACCGCCCGGUGUAUUUGACAGUGAUCCGAAGUUCCCAGCAAAUAUCAGCUCGAGCAGUAGGGCGAACAAACCGCAAAAAAUCCUCCUGUGACAUAGAAAUCGCUGAAAUACACAGGAAAUCAUUGAGCUCACAUGGAUAAAAGCGCAAAUGUCACUAACAGCAAAUAGACAGUUUCCUCCCACCCCUGUGUCAUCCCAUUCAUCUCCAUCACAUAAAUCAAACAGCAACGACAUGAGCAAUAAACAGGUGAAACGUGUUCAACAACUCAAUGAGAAUAGUUUCAAAUAUCCCAAACACAGUGAUUCAUACUUGAAGGAAAAAAAUUAAAAAAAAAAAUAAAUCCUAAAGAGCUUUAAAUAACGUGCCAAAGUAAUUUCCCUUGACGUCGAUAUGAUACCUUUUGAAGAAGUAAUUUUGUGCUGACAGGAAUAUGUUUGACAAAACCUACGCGCAAGAUAGAGAAAGAAAAGCUUUUUCAUCGUAGUAUAUAAUAUGGCAUAGAAAAAUCACAAAAGCUACGAAGGCACAAAUAAAUUAUGUUGGAAAAUUACUUCUCCAUCCAACCAUCUAUUCAUCAAAUAUUGCAUCACUAUUAGUUCGACUUAGCAAGUUAAGUUUUCCAGUAUAUGAUUUAUUAAAUAAGGACCAGUAAAUUUGAUUGAUUAUUAAACCUGAAUUAAUAAA